AUGGUGAGCGACAGCGCGUUCGCUGAAGCAGGCAAAAAGGCGGGACUGGAAGCCUGGCGCAUCGAGAACCUUAAGCCUGUGUCCGUGCCAAGCACUAGCUUGCACAAGCUGUACAGCGGUGACAGCUAUCUUUUUCUUAAAACCAGUGAGACAACAACUGGUUUGACAUGGAAUAUUCAUUUCUGGCUGGGCAAAGAUACGUCUACAGACGAAAGUGGGAUAGCCGCAUACAAGACAGUGGAGCUUGACGAUGCGCUGGGCGGCGUGCCCGUCGAGCACCGUGAGUGUCAGGGCUAUGAGUCGGCGCUAUUCUUGUCCUACUUUAAAGCCACCGGUUUGGAAUACCUCGAUGGUGGAAUGGCGAGUGGCUUCAAUGAGAUUAAACGAGACGAAUAUGCGACGUGUUUGUAUCGAAUCAAGGGUAAACGCACGGUUCGUGUUGAGCAAGUGCCGUUGAAGACCUCAUCACUUAGUGUUGACGAUGCGUACGUGCUUGACGCUGGCCUGGAGCUUUACCUGUACGCUGGUAAAGAAGCCAAUCGCUUGGAGAAGGCGAAAGCUUUAGAGUUUAUUACUAAAACCAGAGAAGCUCGUGGGGGUCGUCCUACUGUCACGCUUAUGGACGAGGAACCUGAGACUCCUGGCUUUUGGAAAGCUCUCGGUGGCUUUGAACCGGUGACACGCUCAAUUGAGACGGAUGAAGAGCAUGAAAUUGCUGUCAGGAAAAACACGACGAUCUUUCGAAUAAGUGGAUCAAUUGACGACAAUUUGAUGGUUACAGAUGUGACGCCACCUUCGGAAGUGUUGACCAAAGACAUUUUAAAGAGUGAAGAUGUGUUUCUCAUUGAUGUUGGCAUCGAAAUUUUUGUUUGGGUAGGCAAAAUGGCGUCUCAUAGUGAGCGUACGAAUGCUUUGACGAUUGCAGUCCAGUACUUAAAGAAAGAAGGUCGUCCGCCACACACACCUAUUACACGAGUUGUUGAGGACGGCGAGACGCCACUGUUUACUGCGCUGUUUAAAGCAUGGACUGAGCCAAAGGUGCUUGAGUUUGGCUACCAAUCGAGUCAGGGUGUCGCGAAAAUGCAAAAUGACAAAUCUGUUGACGUAAAUACGUUAGUGAAGACUACUGUAAAGUCUGAAGAAGACAUUGGUUUGGAUCCAUAUGGGGACGGAAAGCACGAUGUUACGGUUUGGCGUAUCGAAAAGCUUGAGAUGGUCGAAGUGGCGAAAGAACAAUAUGGCCAAUUCUUUGAUGGUGAUAGCUACAUUAUUUUGCAUGAGGUGACGCCCUCGAGCGGCAAGCCUACGCAGGUGAUAUACAUCUGGCAGGGACGUUCGUCCUCAACCGAUGAAAAAGCAGCUUCGGCUCUGUUGACCACAUUUUUGGAUAAAAGUAUGCAUGGUUCACCCAUUCAAGUCCGUGUGACUCAAGGCAAGGAACCGGGACAUUUUCGUGCACUUUUCAAUGGGACGAUGAUCGUGCACGCUGGUGGUAAGGCUAGUGCUUUUACAAAUCGUGACGAAGAGGAUUCGUAUGAUACGGACGGCGUUUCGUUGUACCAGAUAAAGGGAACUAAUGAGAAAAAUACUGCUGCCGUCCAAGUGGAUGAGAAGACGUCGAGUCUUACAUCUGGAGACUGCUUUAUCCUUGUGACGCCUAAAACGGUGUACGGGUGGCACGGUUGUGGUAGUACCUCUGUAGAGCGCGAGAUUGCAUUGAAGAUUUCGUCAAUUUUCAAAAAGGAACGCGAUAUUGAAGUUUUCCAAGAAGGAGACGAAUUCGAUGAGUUCUGGAACUUUCUUGGUGGCAAGGGCGAGUACGCGAAAAUCAAAUCGUCAUUUGAAGCCCCUCACGAGCCUCGUCUGUUUCAGUGCUCGAACACAUACGGAUACUUUGACGCGCGUGAGAUUUUAAACUUUGCCCAAGACGAUCUAAACCCAGACGACGUCUUUCUCUUGGAUACUUAUACAACGAUCUAUGUGUGGAUUGGUGCUGGUGCGAACGAGCCAGAGAGACGCGAGGCCAUGAGUCUUGCUCAAAAGUAUCUGGCCGUUGUCAAAGGGGAUGGUCGGGAUGCUGGCACACCCAUUGUGGCUGUGCAUUGCAAUAGCGAGCCACUCAUGUUUAAAAGCAACUUUAUAGCUUGGGAUAACGGCUACUUUUCAAAAAGUGAAUUUUUGGACCCUUACAAGACUCGCCUUCAAAAGCUGAAAGAAGAGAAAGAGAGAAACUCCACCGAGAAUUCCAAUGCAAUUGUGAAACAAGACAUUCAAGAAGAGGAGCCACAGAGUGUAUUGAAUGCUCCUCUAUCAUCAUCCAUUCCAAUAGCUGCAAGAGCAAUUCCUGUUUUACCGACGGAGCUUCCAAAUCCUAAGGUCACCACUGCAUCGCCGGAAACCGUCACUACAUCACUAGAAGACGCCGGGGUAUCUGCCGAGGCCUCAGUUCCUGUGAAAAAUGCUCCAGCUUCUGUUUUAAAAUCCGCAACUCCUGCUCCAUCUCCUGCUCCAACUUCUGCUAAAGCCACUGGUAUGGCUGGAGAAACAUUUACAUACGAGCAGCUGAAGGCUGGCGUCGAGGGUAUUGACAUUACCCGAAAAGAAACUUAUCUCUCGGAUGCAGAAUUUCAAAGCUUGAUGGAAAUGAGCAAAUCUGAUUUUGAAAUGCUUCCAAAGUGGAAGCAGCAGGCAAAGAAGAAAGAGGUCGAGCUUUUUUAA
This is a messenger RNA of Plasmopara halstedii, 2718 nucleotides long. Its product is annotated as villin-like protein. The record is from RefSeq and is a predicted model, not a curated record. Lineage: Eukaryota; Oomycota; Peronosporomycetes; Peronosporales; Peronosporaceae. Gene Ontology annotation, molecular function: actin filament binding. The transcript has 4 exons. Gene Ontology annotation, biological process: cytoskeleton organization. The coding region runs from base 1 to 2718 and encodes 905 amino acids.